Molecule: messenger RNA, 714 nt
Organism: Paramecium pentaurelia
Lineage: Eukaryota; Ciliophora; Oligohymenophorea; Peniculida; Parameciidae
Source: the annotation of a GenBank genome assembly
AUGCAAGAUUAAGUUGUUAAGCCCAUCUAUUUGUCUAUCAAUCAAUUGACUGAACUAUUCAAUAAUUCUCUAUAAGAUUCCUCAACCUUAGAGGAUCCUCAUAAUAACUAAAACCAUAUUCCAAAUUAAGAUUCAUUUGCUGAUUUGCCUCUAGAAUUUAGUUUUUCUGCUUUACAUUUGAUUAAUUCCCAAAAAAUAAUAAAUGAUAGUUAAAAUAAUGACAAGCCUCCAACUAAUGUUUUAGUUAGCAAAGAAUAAUAUUAAUUGAUAAUGUUGAAGAUGGAGUAGAAUCGAAAAUUAAGUGAAUAAUAUUAAAAAAUGAUCAAAGAAAAUCAAGAAUAAAUCUAAAAUCAUAAAUUACUUGAAGAUUAGAAUGCUGCAAUGUUAGAUUAAAACUUUUAAAUAAAAAGAGAAAUAUAAGAAAUGAAACAAAAAUUAUUGAUUUGUUAAAGUGCUAUACCUUUAAGAAAGGACAAAUAAAUAAUCUAAUUAAGGAAUCAAUAUAAAGAACUUUAAGCAAAACUAGCUGAAAAAUGUGAAACAUAAUAAUCAACAAUUCUUACUGAAAAUAGUACUGCAGACUCAGAUAAAUCAAAUUCCUAUUAUUGUAAUACAAGUAGACUAGUAAGAGUCGAUCAAAGCUCUUCUCAUCAUUAAACAAAAAAACCUUAUAGAAGCAGAAACAAUUCUUUUGUUAAAAUCGUUAAAAAUUGA